Messenger RNA from Brugia pahangi, 2052 nucleotides. NCBI's taxonomy places the organism in Eukaryota, Metazoa, Nematoda, Chromadorea, Rhabditida, Onchocercidae. The record is from the annotation of a GenBank genome assembly.
AUGUUGGUUCAAUCAAAAGUUGGUCCAAUGAUUGCUGGAAGUGGAGAUAUUAAGAAACUUUGCAAGAACGAAUUAUAUCCUAAAGAAGUAGUAUAUUCUACAAACGUCAAUAUUAGCACGGAGCUAGAAAAAUUUUGGAAAUUAGAGAUGAUUGGUAUCCAAGAAUCACCUCAAGAUGAUGAUGAUGAUCAAGCUUUAAAGCAUUUCAAACGGACCAUCAUCAAGCAGGGUGGAAGAUAUCAGGUUUGUUGGCCAUGGAAAGACUCCAAACAAAAAUUAAGCAAUAAUUAUGGAUUAUGUCUGGGACGAUUGAAGAAUUUGAUCAACCGCCUACAACAUAAUUCAAAUCUCCAUUCAUAUCAUCAAAUAUUUAUGGAUCAACUACACUCAGGUAUAAUUGAAGAAGUACCUCCAAAGGAUGAGGUAGGCGUUAUUCAUUACUUACCACAUCAUGAAGUAUUAACUCCCAGUAAAUCAACAACUAAAUUAAGAAUAGUAUAUGAUGCUUCAGCACAUCACAAAGGUUUUAAAAGUUUAAAUGAAGUACUAUAUCGAGGUCCAGUAAUGUUACCGGAUUUAGUUGGAGUAAUAUUACGUUUUCGGAUGAUGAAAAUAGUAAUAACCGCUGAUAUCGAAAAGGCAUUUUUACAACUAGAACUACAAAAUGAGGAAAGAAAUUGUACACGUUUUCUUUGGUUGGAUGAUAUUGAUAAAGAACUAACCAAUGAAAAUAUAAAAUGUUACCGAUUUAAGAGAGUUCCUUUUGGAAUAAUAUCCUCACCUUUCUUGUUAGCAGCAACAUUAAAUUACCACCUAGAAAAUCAUGGUAGUGAAUUGGCAUGGGAGAUAAGAAAGAACUUAUAUGUAGACAACGUUAUUAUAUCAGCAAAUGGAACAGAAGAGGCCUUAUAUAAAUAUGAAAGAACGAAAGAAAUUUUUGCUGAAGCAUCUAUGAACAUAAGAGAAUUUCUUUCAAAUGACGAAGAAUUUAAUGAAAGAAUAGCUGAAUGCGACCUAAGCCAAACAAAUCAGGAAAAUUUUCUUGGUCUUAAAUGGAACCAUGAACGAGAUAUUAUCCGUGUGACACUGAAACCAUGGAUAGGAAAAAGUUUAACAAAGAGGACUAUCCUACAAUUCAUAGCCUCUCAAUACGAUCCAUUGGGUCUUCUCGUUCCUAUAAUGAUCAAAUUUAAAUUAUUCAUACAACACUUAUGGAAAGAAAACAUUCCAUGGGAUCAAUCUUUAAACAAACAAGAUGAACAACAGUGGAUAAAUCUCAUCAAAGAAUGGCCAACAAAUAUAAUAGAGCUGCCAAGAUUUAUAACGGAAACUUCACAAUUAACAGAAUUCCAUAUAUUUAUUGACGCUUCGAAAAUUGCCUAUUCUGCAGCUAUUUAUGUUCUCAAUUAUGGAUAUCAAAACACAUAUUCGAAUUCAUUUUUGAUUUAUGCUAAAUCUCGAAUUGCUCCAAUUAAAGGUAUGUCAAUUCCUAGACUUGAAUUAUUAUCUGUACUAAUUGGAGUAAGAGCAGCUCAGUUCGUAUUGAAACAAUUAAAUCUUGAAAAUAAUCAAGUUACUUUGUGGACGGAUUCAAAAUGUGUUCUUUACUGGAUACAGAAUUAUACAAAGCUGCUUCCCAGAUUUAUACAAAAUCGUAUCGAAGAAAUAAGGAAAUCUAACUUCGAAUUAAAUUACAUACCAAGUGAUCAAAAUCCAGCAGAUAUAGCCACCAAAGGAGUAUCACCACUUAAACUCCAAAAUUGUAAACAAUGGUGGAAAGGACCUCGAUGGUUGGAACUCAAGAAAUCUGAAUGGCCAAAGUGCAAACUUCGUUAUUCAGGAAACGAUGAAUUUGCAGAAGCAAUUGCUUUGAAUUUAACAAAGAUGACUCAAACCUUUAAUAGGAAUAUAAUUGAAUUUAUUGACGUAUGUCGCUUCAGCAGUUGGACAAAACUAGUUCGAGUAACUGUUUGGACUUUUAGAUUUAUUAAACAAACCUGUAAAAAGAAAUUAGUGUGGCUAGAACCAUUAUCCGUAAAAAGAAAUAUAUGA